CUGAAAGAGAAUGUGUUGGAGAUGGUGUAUUCUGAUGUAUGUGGACCCAUGGAAGUGGAGAGUCUCGGUGGUAGCAGAUAUUUCAUGACGUUUAUUGAUGAUGCUUCAAGAAAAUUGUGGGUGUAUUUCUUGAGAACGAAGAGUGAAGUUUUUCAAUAUUUCAAAAGGUUUCAUGCUAUGGUGGAGAGACAGGCUGGUAAACAUUUGAAGUGUCUUCGCUCAGAUAAUGGGGGGGAGUAUAUUUCCCAUGAAUUCAAGAAUUAUUGUGCCGAGCAUGGCAUCAGGCAUGAGAAGACUGUACCUGGAACCCCACAACAUAAUGGUGUGGCUGAAAGAAUCAACAGAACCAUUAUGGAGAAAGUGAGGUGUAUGUUAAGAAUGGCUAAGCUACCUAAGCCAUUCUGGGGUGAAGCUGUUCUAACGGCGUGCUACCUGAUCAACCGAUCUCCAUCU
Messenger RNA from Striga hermonthica, 453 nucleotides. The record is from the annotation of a GenBank genome assembly. NCBI's taxonomy places the organism in Eukaryota, Viridiplantae, Streptophyta, Magnoliopsida, Lamiales, Orobanchaceae.